Messenger RNA from Acanthopagrus latus (yellowfin seabream), 2109 nucleotides. RefSeq lists its product as uncharacterized. NCBI's taxonomy places the organism in Eukaryota, Metazoa, Chordata, Actinopteri, Spariformes, Sparidae. The coding region runs from base 879 to 1835 and encodes 318 amino acids. The transcript is spliced from 3 exons. The record is from RefSeq and is a predicted model, not a curated record.
CUGAGAGCUUUCUAGUAUAAAUUCAGUCUUUGGUUAUUGGUACUGAACAACUCAGGGCCUACAGGUAAAGAGGUUGUUAAAGUAGUACUGUGACAUUUUGAGAAAUAGACCCAGAGUCAGAUGAGAGCGCUGGUAAAGGUACAUUUACAUUUUUACAUUUAGGGCAUUUACCACAUGCUUUUGUCUGAAGCGACUUACAAUAAGUACAUUUGUCACAAGAAAGAAACCACAACAUAUCACCAUUGAUGAAGUAAAGGAAGACUUGACACCAGACAAAGACUUUAAACCAUCACUGGCUUCCCACCAAGUACACAGCUGACUAAUCGGAUUGCAGGACCAAGCCAGAGGUACAGCUACCAAGAUUUUGAACCCCGAAACACAGUAUUUUUGUAAGGCUUAUUCAGACACAGGAUCCUAAUUAAACACGGUCUAUGGCAUGAACAUCAUAACUGCAUUGGUCAGAAACUAUCAAUGAGACUUGCAAAAACAAGUCUUAGAGGGAGGAGAUAAUGACUGAAUUUUUAGUUUUGGGUAAACCUGUUAUCUUUAAGAACAAAGGAUGAAAUACUGAUUACACAGACCAACUAUUAUUUCACUGAAUAUAUAAGUGGGCAUGUGAGAGUUAGAGUGUUAGAGUCACACUGACACAUUGACCCCAGUAAUUGCAGAAAAAUGACAGCAGGUCCUGAAAGCUCACAGAUGUUUUUGUAUGUGGUGUUCAAGUACGAAGUACUGUAUAAAGCAACAAUGUUCUCUGUGAAUUGACUGUGAGCAUUUUUUUUUGCAGGAGAUGUUUGACUUUGGCAACUGCAGUGAUAAGUACCAGGCAGAUGGUCAGGGAGGAUGGCUGGGUGCAGAAAGUAUGAGUCAUUACUUGGAUGAUCAGCUCAGUAAUCACAAUGAAGACCAAGGCGAUCCUGUUUCUGACUUUAUUCGGGGUAAUGCUCCAGAUUUCUGGGCCUUCAGCUGAUAAUCAAAGCAACAACAGCUACAGUUCUCCCUGCUCUCCUGUCCAGAGCACCAUGACAACAUCUAAUGAUGCUCCGUACAAUAAACCAAGUCAUACAUCUGACCAGACGCAGACAGUAAUGAUGACAGAGGAAAAGAGUGACAUUGAACAGAAGGACAUCGCUCCUGCAACAUCAUCUCCAUCUUAUUUAUCCAUAGGGACAAGUGUCCAAGCAACCGAGCAACCUGACCAGUCUUCCAAUAGCACAACCCCUCUCUCCCCCAAAACUGCUACCCAUAAGUUCAAGCUUUUUAUGGUUCUGUUGGCCAUCCCGGUGCUGAUGCUUUUUGUGGCAUGCCUUCAUGCUAUGAGGGAGUCAGCUCAAGACAGCUCUGUCCCCAGGCUCCUGCUGGGUGUGAGGCAGAGGCUGAGGGCUGUGAUUGGUAAUGUGGAGGACCGGAUGGGACAUCGGCUCUGGCCAGGGGGGAAGAGAGAAAAUGACGAUGAUGAAGAGGAGGCAGAAAGAAGACAGGGGGAUGAAGGAGGACAGAGGGUAGAUGACAGGGGGAAAGAAGGUAGUUGUGGAGCAAGGAAUGAAAAAAAAGGGGAACACAAAGAGGAUGACAGCGAUGAUUCACAUGACUGCUCUAGUAUCGAGGAGGAUAACCUCAGGGAGACUGUGCUGAGCAGACAGGAGGAAGAGGAGAGGAAGCAAAAUGGGAAUGAGGACGAGGAGGACACAAGUAGUGAGAGUGAGGGACGACCAAGUAAUGUGGAAGGAGAGAGCAGGGGAAAUGAAAAGAGGGACUCAGAAGAUAUAGCACUGGUCAACUCUGUGCAGGAGGAUGAGGAAGAGGCUGAUUUAUGUGACAUCACUGUCCUGUAGUGAUGAAAAACAAUUUGAAGAAGGAGAAAAUGUGCAAGGACAUUGUGUUUUGUUUUAAAUAUGUGAUUUCACUUAAGGUUAAAGGGUUUGAAUGCCAGAUGGCCUUCAUUCAUGUCUCUGAACAGUAGACCAAACAUGCACAAGUGAUAAACCAUUCACAUAUGUUUGUGUAAAUCAGAAAAUGUUAACAACCAGUAUUCUUUUAAACCUGUAAUGUGUGGAGAAUACAGUUGGGGUUUGUUUGAUGAUCUUUAAAUAAACUGUUGAAACAUCU